AUGUCAAGUGAUUCUAAAAUCAAUAAUUUAUUUGAGAACCAGGAAUGUUUAAAUUGUAAGAAAGUAUCAUAUAUAUUUAUAUAAAAAUUUAAGUUAAAAUCCAAUUACGAUAUAUUGAGAAAAGAUCAUUUAAAACUUUAAGAUUAAUAUGAAAAAUUAGAAAAAGAUAAGGAGAUGAUUCUUAGAGAUUCUUCAUAAGUAAUAAGCAUAAUUUUUCUUAUAGAAUGAUAGUGAUUUAAGAAAAAAUAGAUAAAAAUUUGAGGAAUUGCAAAAUGAAUAUAAUAAGAUAAAUGAAAAAUAUAUAAAAUUACAGGGAGAAUUAGAAAGAAGUAAUGCAACAAUCUAGCAAUUAAAGGCUAUAAAUUAAAAAAUUUAAUAAGAGAAAGAGGAUUUAUUGUUUGUAAAACCAGCUGAGAAUGUUUAAUAAAAUUAGACUCUAGAAUAAAUAAGUUUAUUAUAAGAAUAAUUAAGAAAGGCUUAAAAUUAAAAAGAAUAAGCUCUUAGCAUUAAUACAAAAUUAACAUUAGAAUUAUAACAACUAAAGAAUUAAUAAAAACCAUAAUAAACUAUAGUAUAACCAAUUCAAUUUUAAAGAGAAUCAACUUCAAAUGAUAAAGUGUUAUAAAUAGAAAUACAAAAUCUUAGAUAAAGAAUUGAUGAGAUGAAUGAUGCUCUUAGAAAAUAUUAAUAAGAAUAUUAAAUUUUAUAAAAGGAAUCUAAAGAAUAAAUUGAAAGUUUAUAAUAACAAUUGGAACAAUAAGAUAAGAAUAUUGAUUAAUAAUAAUCAUCAACUAUAUAAUUAAAGUAGCUACAAUAAUAGUUAAAGAAAAUGGAAGCUUAAAAUAAAGUUUUAUAAAAAUAAUUGGAUUAUAAAACAGAGAGAUAUAAUGAAUAAGUAAAGCAUUUCAAAAAUUUAUUAAGAUUGAUGAUAUUAAUAAAUUGCAAGAGGAAUUGAAUGUGUGCAAGACAAAUUAAAUAAUUUCCGUUUAAGGUGAAGAAGAAAAAGACUAUAAAGAAAAAUAUAAAAAUAUAUUACAUUAGAAAUAACAAAUAGAAUAAAAAUUUUAAGAGAGAGAAGCUAAUUUAAUGUAGAAAGUUCAACAGUAUGAAUAAUAUAUCAGAUAAAGUAAAAUUAAAUAUGAAUAAUAUUAGAAUAAGGAAAUCCAGGAUUAGAAAAUGUUAAAUUAAAGGAAUAGUUAGAGGAACUAAAAUAACUUUAAGGAAAAUAAAAAUAAAUAUAGGAAGAAGAAAUUACAUAAAAAGUUAAAUUUUAUUUAUAUAUAAAGAUGAUUAAUUCUAAUUAAAAGAAAUAAUUGGAUGAUUUAAUAAAUACUCAAUAUUAGUAUAAAUAAAAGGUAAAGGAAUUAGAAUCCUAAUUAAAAUAAUGUGAAGAUAAAUUGAUAUCUUCCAAAUACAAAAUAGCAGAUAUGAUGAAUCUAGCAAUGGAGCUUGGUAUGACUUAACUAGUAGAUAAAUUUGCAUAAUUAUAAUAGUGAACAAUUUUAUUCAUUAUGUAAUAUAUAAAUUAAAUAAUUA
This is a messenger RNA of Paramecium sonneborni, 1536 nucleotides long. The record is from the annotation of a GenBank genome assembly. NCBI's taxonomy places the organism in Eukaryota, Ciliophora, Oligohymenophorea, Peniculida, Parameciidae.